GGUUCUGUCAUUAAACGGCAAGAACGUUCCAUCAGAGAUGAAGGUAAUAUCCAGACACUGGACUGUGCUGCAAUCGAAAAAGACCGAAGCAAAUUCAAGGAAUUGUUUUGGAAAGUGGAAGGAUCGGUUAUCGGUUACUGUAACCGUAAUAAAUGUGGGACAUCGAAAAGUUUUCUGGAAGACAAGAGGAUUCAGGUGUUGGGCAUUUCCAAGGGCACCUUGAGCAUAAAACGCACCUUGCCACAGAAAAUGACGGGUCAAACUGUGACCUUUGUUUGUGAAGUGCACACAACUGACUACGGUGACGUCCGCGUAUCUGAAGCCAAGAUCAUUUACUCUUUAGAGUGUAAGUAA
Molecule: messenger RNA, 354 nt
Organism: Porites evermanni
Lineage: Eukaryota; Metazoa; Cnidaria; Anthozoa; Scleractinia; Poritidae
Source: the annotation of a GenBank genome assembly